Molecule: messenger RNA, 1242 nt
Organism: Rotaria sp. Silwood2
Lineage: Eukaryota; Metazoa; Rotifera; Eurotatoria; Philodinida; Philodinidae
Source: the annotation of a GenBank genome assembly
AUGGCUGACAUUGAUGAUUUUGAAUUAAUCAACGAUCCAGUAUUAUCAACCGAACAAACGUUUGAAUUUAUAGAUGUACAUGAUGCUACUGGAAAAAAAACAAAUACUAAUAAGCCAACAACACCAAGUAUUGUUGUGCCACCUCUUGUUUCAAAACCUUUAGUUAAUGAAAUUUCUCGAGUUGUACAACAACAAACGUCUAAUUCUAUUGUUAAUCCAUCAGAAUCAAAAAUACCAGUUUCACCUAUUAAAACAACAACUCCUAUAACACCUUUGGUUCAAAUUCAAAAGACAAUACCACCACCAGCUCCAACACCAAUAAUAAUUCCUCCCGUACCACCAUUACCAAAAGCUCCUGCUCUGCAACGUUAUGGUGAUGCUGCAUUAAUUCCUCAUAAUUUAGAUGAAACCGUAGAUAUUGAUGCUAUUAUAAAUAAAUCAAGAAACAAUCAUCAAAAUACUUUAAUUGCUAGCAGUCGACAACAGCAACAAAGUGAUAUUCAAACAACCUUUGAGAAAAUGUCAAGUGGCUCAGCUUUUAGCAAUGUGCUUAAAGCAAAGGAAGAUUUGCAAAAAUCUCCUGAACAAUUAGAACAAGAAAAACGAUCAGUACUUGCACAACGUGUACCAGCACUAAAUCUUGAUGGCAAAACAAAAGAAGAUCUUAUUGAAAAGGCAAAACAAUUUCAUAAUCUUCUUCAACAAUUACAUGGUGCUAUUUAUGAAUUAACUGAACGAUUUGAACGACAAAAAUAUGAUAUGGUCGAAUUAACUGAGCGUGCUCGUCAAAUUGAAAAAGGAAAAGCUAAAACACGUAAAUCAAAUAUCGUUCAUACUGGUCUUGGAGGUGGUAUUUUUGCUGGUGUUAGUGAUGUAACAGCAAAAGCACCGCCAAAAGUAUCACUUUUCAGUCGAUACGAACGUUUAACUGAUCGUCGUACAUACAAAGAUCGUCGUGAUGUUUGGGCUACAGAAAAAAAAUCCGCCGACUUUGUUCCCGAACGUCCAAAAGCUAAGAUAAGACAUAAAUCAUCUCCAACUGAUGAUAGUGUACCACGAAAAGCUAAACAUGCAGCUAAAAAACAGGAAUCUGAAGAAAAACAUGAAGAAUUACCUCCUCCUCCACCUGCUGAAGAAUCUGAAGCACCAGCUGCCGAAGAACCAGCUACUGAAGAAGAACCUGCACCAGCAGAAGAACACCAUGAAGAAGCAGCAGCGGAAGAAGAAGAAGAAGAAGAGUGA